UGUCGCUCUGGUUACUCGGUCGCACGCACGGUGCUGACCAGGAGUAGUAGAGAAUAGAGAUGUGGAGGACGGCGUAAACUGUUGUUUCCUUGAAUUUCAUUCAAAGAUAAUUCUAAUGGAGCUCCGCCGGUGGAGAUCUCUCUCAUGAAUUUUCACGAGGAAAAAGAAGGAAUUGUAAUUUCUGAUCAAUGGAGUCGGCAGCAGCAGCAACAUCGUCGGUCACUUUCUAUGAUUUUCUGGAUCGAAUGCGUAACCCGGCUUCCCUCGAUCUCGUACGAUCCAUCAAAAGCUUCAUAGUCUCUUCUUCAUUUUACGCGGCCAAUCCCGAGAAUGAUGGCAAAAGAGUGCAAGAAUUCUACUUGACAAUGGAAGCUGCUAUUAGGGAACAUCCUUUGUGGACCGGUGCUUCCGAAGAAGAAGUUGACCAUGCAAUGGAGGGUCUAGAGAAAUAUGUGAUGACAAAGUUGUUCUCACGGACGUUUGCUUCUGCUUCCGAGGAUUCAAAGAUUGAUCACGAAAUCUCAGAGAAAAUAUGCUUGUUGCAAACCUUCUUGAAGCCCGAGCAUUUAGAUAUACCCGCCGUUCUUCAGAAUGAAGCUUCUUGGCUGCUUGCAGAGAAAGAAUUGCAGAAGAUCAACACUUUCAAAGCUCCUCGUGAGAAGCUUUCUUGUAUUAUGAAUUGUUGUAGGGUCAUCAACAAUUUGUUGCUCAAUGCAUCAAUGUCAGAAAAUCAUGUACUGGCAGGACUAGAUGACUUUCUUCCAGUUCUUAUAUAUGUUACGAUCAAGGCCAAUCCUCCACAGUUGCACUCUAACCUCAAAUUCAUCCAAUUGUACCGGAGGCAAGCCAAACUUGUCUCGGAAGCAGCUUAUUAUUUCACCAAUCUUGUGUCAGCCAAGGAAUUUAUUGUCGAUCUCAGCGCUAAAUCUCUUUCCAUGGAUGAAAUCAAAUUUGAGGAGAGCAUGCAAGCAGCAAGAUUAACCAAUAAAGAAAUACAAACAGAAGCCUCAACUACAUUACUAGGUCAAACAGAUCCUAGUCCAACAAGAAUACCAGAUGAAAACAGAGAUCUAAGUGGUGGAUCAAAUUAUCCUUACAUGGAUGCAAAGGCUGGUGAACUGACCCUCGGAGAUGUGGAGAGAUUGCUGAGUUUGUACAAAGAUGUAGUUACAAAAUAUACAAAUCUCCGUGCUGCUGUUAGGCACCAUUCUUUGUCCAAGGCAGGACCCCCUUUUCCUCAUUCAGAAGGAACCAGUUUUUCGUUAACACGGCCAGAGGGAGUAAAUACAAAAAUUGAUCAUCAAAGAGGAAACUAACAAGCCAAGGAAAAGAUUCACACGGAUAUAGCAACAAUCCACGGGUUGAAAGAAAGGCAAGAGCUUUGCGGAUCAAGGAGUUUUCGGAGUUAUGCCACACACACAAAGAAUAGGCAUCAAGUCCCAGACUUAUCUGCAUGUCAUGCAGAAGUUAAAAAAGCGCCUUGUUACCCGUAAUACAGUCAGUACAGUACUCCUGGUCUUUGUCUUAGAGAACACCCUCGCCAUACUCUCUGUUAAUUUUUUCGUAUAUUGAUUUCUAGACUAAUUUUUUCUC
Juglans regia (Persian walnut) is the source of this 1593-nucleotide messenger RNA. Its product is annotated as vacuolar protein sorting-associated protein 9A-like. Lineage: Eukaryota; Viridiplantae; Streptophyta; Magnoliopsida; Fagales; Juglandaceae. Gene Ontology annotation, cellular component: cytosol; endocytic vesicle. The transcript is spliced from 7 exons. Gene Ontology annotation, biological process: vesicle-mediated transport. The record is from RefSeq and is a predicted model, not a curated record. Bases 189 to 1316 code for a protein of 375 amino acids. Gene Ontology annotation, molecular function: small GTPase binding; guanyl-nucleotide exchange factor activity.